Molecule: messenger RNA, 2320 nt
Organism: Notodromas monacha
Lineage: Eukaryota; Metazoa; Arthropoda; Ostracoda; Podocopida; Cyprididae
Source: the annotation of a GenBank genome assembly
AUGCCGUUGAACGCAUCCGUCUCCUUCCUGCAGAGUUCUGCGGUGGAGCCGAUGCAGGUUGAUGCGCCGGUGGAUGAACCCAUGGAGAACAACGAAGAAGUGGAGCAACCUUUUGUUGUGGAGAACCCGUCGUUUGAUCUCGAAACGUAUGCCAACUCCUACACUGGUUACGCCCGCCUCGUCAGGCUUCUCUAUAUUGCCGAUCAUUGUCCUUCGCUUCGGAUCGACGCCUUGAAAAUGGCACUAGUGAAUGUUCAGACGACGUUCAAUGUGCUCUCAUAUCAACAGAUUCAUCGGAAAUUGGUCGACAUCACAGGGGCCUCCGGAGCUGGUGUGAGUGCUGCGGACUCAUCAGGCGACCGUUCCUGUCGAGUGGGUCCCUCUGGAGAGAACCCGAACGACGGAGAAGCACUGAUGCCGGAUGUGGCCCUAGCAGCCGCCCCGCCUCGGGCCCCGCCGGACGUGGUGGCCGCGAAUCCGGACGCGGCUUCGAUCCCUCCUUACGACGCGGCGUGGGUAGAAACUCGAACGAAAAAGGCCGCGUUGAAAUUGGAGAAACUGGACACUGAUUUGAAGAACUACAAAUCGAAUUCGAUCAAGGAAAGCAUUCGUCGUGGUCACGAUGAUCUCGGGGAUCAUUAUCUGGAUUGCGGCGAUUUGACGAACGCAAUGAAGUGUUAUUCCCGGGCCAGAGAUUACUGUACUACUGGGAAACACGUUAUUAAUAUGUGCUUGAACGUCAUCAAGGUCGCCGUUUACCUUCAAAACUGGUCCCACGUCUUGAGCUACGUGAACAAGGCCGAGUCCACUCCCGAGCUGUCGGAAGUUGGGCGUAAGGAGAGUAUGGCGGUAACUCAGACUCAAUUGCGGUGCGCAGCUGGUUUGGCUGAACUGUGCACCAAGAAGUAUAAAGCCGCAGCGAAGCAUUUCCUCCAGGCCAGUCUGGACCAUUGUGAUUUCCCGGAACUGUUAUCCGCCAACAACGUUGCUAUUUAUGGAGGGCUGUGUGCCCUGGCGUCUUUUAAUCGACAGGAGUUGAAACGUCACACCAUCUCGAAUAGUGGUUUCAAGUUGUUCCUAGAGAUGGAGCCUCAGUUGAGGGACGUCAUCCUGCAGUUCUAUGAGAGCAGAUAUGACGGAUGCCUGAAGAAGCUGGAAGAACUGAAAAACUCGCUGCUUUUAGACAUGUAUCUUGCACCGCAUGUCCGAACGCUAUACACGCAAAUACGAAAUCGGGCUCUGAUUCAGUAUUUCAGUCCUUAUACGUCUGCUGACAUGAAGUGUAUGGCGACUGCGUUCAAUACCACUGUGAAGGAUUUGGAGGAUGAAAUCAUUCAGUUGAUUUUAGACGGACAAAUCCAAGCGAGGAUUGAUUCUCAUAACAAGGUUUUGUAUGCCAGGGCCGUUGACCAGAGAAGUGCAACCUUUGAAAAGGUGCUGGAAGUUGGCCGAGAGAAUUUGAAAACGACAAAGGCGUUGAUUUUGCGGACUGCUUUGAGCAGGGCGCAAAUAUGCGUUAAAUCCCCCAUGAGAGAAAUGGCUUCAGGGAUGAUGAACCAAAAUAUAGACGGAAUCGGCCCGACGCAAUCGAACAGCAUCAACUCAAUCCCGCGGAAUUCAUGAAAAAAAACUAGAGUGAUGUUGAAUUUUGUUGAACCACUUCCUGUUUCCCUUCCUUGUGUUGCCUUUUUUUUUUUUUUUUUAAGCGGAAGAGCCGAGCCUUGGUAACGGCCACUUACUUAUGAGCAUCAUGUGUUUUGGCAUAUUCGCCGUGUUUCUCAUACGGCUUUGGGCGGAAAAUGGAAAAAAGCUUUUUUCUGUUUCUCUUUUUCGUUCUUUCGUUGAUCCCUCUUUAUUUUUGCAGAUUCUGUUUUUUUUUAUCGAGUUGAUUUUAUCUUAAUUUUCAAGGAUGUCUUUUCUGAUCUGCUUUUUCUUGCUUCGAAAUUCAGUUUAUUUUUCCCCUUCGGAGUAUUUUUCAAGGAAGCUAUUUUUGUGCUGUACAGUCCUUUUUUUGGCAAUACGUUGUCUUUAUUUCAUUGAAAAUUUUUCAAGUUACUUUCUCCUAUUUAGAAGCCUAUUUCUUCAGUGUUGAAGGCUUCGUUUUUUGUUGCUUUUUCAAACGGAUGUAAUUUUCCGGGCUCUUUGCUCUUCGUUAUUCACUCGUGAAAACUCCGGAAGAAUGUUUUCUUGCUAUAUUUUUCCUCCUUCGAAAUCUUUUUCUGUGGUAAUCCAAUUUGACAUUUUUAGGUGUAAUUAUAUUUUUAUUCCUUUCUAUGAAUUAAAGACUUGAGGGGUUGCCCACGGCAGGAGGGAAGGAACA